GUGAGUUUCCAGCAGUAGCUGCAGCCUGUCCUCUCCUCUUCUGUCCUCUCCUGUCUGCUCCCUUGCAGCUUGCUCCUGCUGAUCCUGCGGCCCUCCUCCUCUCCCCUCCCUUCCCUGUACCUGGGCAUCAUGCCCCGGCCUCAGUGGCCCAGGAGAUGCAGGGUCCCCGGGGUGCCCCCUCUCUGCAGCCUGGCGCUGCUCCUCCUCUGGCAGCUGGUGAGGACCCAGGCGGCAGCUGACCCUGUUGACAUUUUGAAGGGCUUGAAAUUUCACACACAACCCGAGGGUGUAAAGAAGACCUCUGGCCUUUGUCCGGCCCGCCGUUCAAGCACUGGUGGAGAUGUGGCCUACAAGAUUUCAAAGCAAGCUCAGAUUAGCGCCCCCACGAGGCAGUUAUUCCCAGGUAAAUUCCCAGAGGACUUCUCCAUUAUGGCCCUUUUCCGGGCGAAGAGUGGGACGCAAGCCUUCCUCCUGUCUAUAUACAACGGGGAUGGAAUCCAGCAGAUCGGAGUGGAGGUGGGACGCUCUCCUGUCUUCCUGUAUGAAGACCAGCACGGAAAUCCAAAACCUGAAGACUAUGCUUUAUUCAGCGGGGUCAAUCUGGCCGAUGGAAAAUGGCAUCGCAUUGCUCUGAGCGUACAGAAGAAGUCCGUCACUUUAAUACUGGACUGUAAGAAGAAGAUAACGAAGCCACUCCCGCGAGGGAACAAGCCCAUUGUCGACACUAAAGGAAUCACUGUAUUCGGAAUGAGGUUUUUGGAUGAAGAAUCAUUUGAGGGUGACAUUCAGCAACUACUUGUGGCAAGCAAUGCCCAGGCAGCUUACGACUACUGUGAACACUACAGUCCGGACUGCGACUCUGCACUGCUGAACACGCCGCAAGCCCAGGACCCCAAUACCAGGCAAGAUUAUACAGAGGAAGAGGUGGAGUAUUACGAGUAUCCAUACUAUUAUGACAAUAAGGAGGAAGGGACGCCUAACCCACCUACCGAAAUCAGUGCCCCCGAGGGGGACACAGUGGAGAAGGACCCUGCCCCUCCUUCUGAACCUAUCAUGACCCCUGAACCCGCCUUGUUAGAGCAAAGCCUUGAUUACACUGUAUCACCAUACGAAGAGGAGGCUUAUGGGGCUUGGGAGGAAGAGCCCACGCCUGAAACUAAACCUGAUCCACAGGAAAAGGAACAACCUCCUUCUACAGAUGUCAAAGGUAGCGAUUCCUUCACAGCGGAGUAUGUAACCGGAGAGGAGGAAAAUCCAACUGUCGGUCUGGACUAUGAGUAUGUGUACAAGGAUUAUCAUGAGGGCUCGGAGAGUUCACAACUUGGCCCAGUCCUCUCUGCAGAGACUCCUGAGAGUGGAGGUGCCAUCAGCGGGCCCCGUGGGGUGAAAGGAGAUAAAGGAGAACCUGCUGUCAUAGAGUCAGGAAUGCUGGUUGAAGGUCCACCAGGACCAGAAGGGCCCGCUGGGUAUUCAGGUCCCCCUGGAACACAAGGCCAUCCUGGACCUGUUGGUGACCCUGGAGAGAGGGGUACCCCAGGUCGGCCUGGUCUCUCUGGAGCCAACGGGUUGCCUGGACCACCUGGUAGCUCUGUUAUGCUUCCGUUCCGAUUUGGAAGCAGCGGUGGUGACAAAGGCCCUGUAGUGGCCGCACAGGAAGCUCAAGCAGCAGCUAUAUUACAGCAGGCCAGACUGGCUUUACGUGGGGCCCCAGGACCAAUGGGUUACACUGGAAGAUCUGGACCUUUGGGUCCACCAGGAAGUCCUGGAACAAAGGGGGAAGGUGGAGAUCUUGGUCCUCAGGGGCCAAGAGGACCACAGGGCUUGUCCGGACCUCCAGGAAAAGCAGGAAGACGAGGUCGCUCUGGUGCUGAUGGGGCUCGUGGUCUGCCUGGUGAAUUUGGCAGCAAGGGUGACAGGGGGUUCGAUGGACUGCCUGGAUUGCCAGGAGAGAAAGGCAACCGGGGAGAUUCUGGAACUCAGGGUCCUCUGGGUCCACCAGGAGAAGAUGGAGAGAGGGGAAGUGAUGGAGAGGUCGGACCCCGUGGACUUCCCGGUGAACCAGGAGUCCGGGGACUGCUUGGACCUAAAGGCCCACCUGGCAACCCAGGCUCAAAUGGAGUAAGAGGUAUGGACGGGCCAGUGGGACAGAAGGGAAAUCUGGGUCCACAAGGUGAGCCAGGCCCUCCUGGACAGCAAGGAACUCCAGGCACACAAGGUCUUUCUGGGCCACAAGGUCCUGUGGGUCCACCAGGAGAGCAGGGCCCUCUGGGCAAGCCUGGCCUUCCCGGAAUUCCAGGCUCUGAUGGACCUCCCGGUCAUCCUGGCAAAGAGGGUUAUUCAGGCACCAAGGGAAACCAGGGUCCACUUGGUCCACAAGGUUCAAUUGGUUAUCCUGGUCCUCGAGGUGGAAAGGGAAUUGACGGAAUCAGGGGCCUUAAAGGACACAAAGGAGAGAAGGGUGAAGAGGGUUUCACAGGGUUCAAAGGGGACUUUGGUAUAAAAGGUGAUAAGGGUGAGGGCGGAGUCCCAGGCUCAAGAGGUGAGGAUGGCUCUGAGGGCCCUAAGGGAAGAUCCGGCCCCCCUGGUGACCCAGGUCCCCUUGGAUUGUUGGGUGAGAAGGGCAAGCUGGGUGUUCCAGGUCUGCCAGGCUACCCAGGACGUCAGGGGACGAAGGGAUCUCUCGGCUUCCCAGGAUUCGCAGGGGCCAACGGAGAGAAGGGAGCAAGGGGUUUGUCUGGAAAAUCAGGUCCAAGAGGAGAGAGGGGCCCUUCGGGACCCAGAGGACAAAGAGGGCCAAGAGGAGCCACUGGAAAAUCAGGACCAAAGGGUACAUCUGGUGGUGAUGGUCCAUCAGGGCCACUGGGAGAGAGAGGUCUUCCUGGACCGCAAGGUACUAAUGGGUUCCCAGGACCAAAAGGACCUCCUGGUCCUCCUGGUAAAGAUGGAAUCCCUGGACAUCCUGGACAGAGAGGAGAAGUGGGUUUCCAAGGUAAAAUGGGAACCACCGGACCUCCAGGUGUUGUGGGACCACAGGGUAAUGCAGGAGAAUCUGGUCCUAUGGGAGAGAGAGGACAUCCCGGCCCACCUGGACCACCAGGAGAGCAGGGGUUGGCAGGCCCAUCUGGAAAAGAAGGUACCAAGGGAGACCCUGGAUCCCUUGGUGUUCCUGGUAAAGAUGGACCUGCUGGUUUAAGAGGUUUCCCCGGAGAAAGAGGCCUACCUGGUACACCAGGUGGUCCAGGUCUAAAGGGUAAUGAAGGUCCAGCAGGUCCACCUGGCCCUGCAGGAUCUCCCGGAGAAAGAGGUGGACCAGGCCAAGGUGGACCAAUUGGGCUUCCUGGGCGACCAGGCCCUCAGGGACCAGCAGGUGCAGCCGGAGAAAAGGGUGUACCAGGAGAGAAAGGACCAAUUGGCCCCGCAGGUAGAGAUGGUUUGCAAGGGCCCGUGGGUCUUCCUGGACCAGCUGGACCUCCUGGUAUCUCUGGAGAAGACGGUGACAAGGGUGAAGUUGGAGAGCAUGGCCCAAAAGGUGGCAAGGGUAACAAGGGAGAGCAUGGUCCUCCGGGUCCACCUGGUCCUAAUGGCCCUGUGGGACAGCCAGGUACUCCGGGUGCUGAUGGAGAGCCUGGUCCACGUGGGCAGCAGGGAAUAUUUGGAGCAAAAGGAGAUGAAGGUACUCGUGGAUUCCCAGGAUCUCCUGGACCUAUCGGGCUGCAGGGAUUACCAGGACCAGGUGGAGAAAAGGGAGAGACUGGUGACGUUGGACCUAUGGGCCCACCCGGACCUCCUGGACCACGUGGCCCUGCUGGCCCAUCUGGAGCUGAUGGUCCACAAGGUCCUCCUGGUGGAAUUGGAAACUUGGGACCUUUAGGAGAGAAGGGUGAACCUGGUGAGACAGGCGAGCCUGGCAUCCAAGGAGAACUUGGGCCUAAGGGGCCACGUGGAGACAGAGGAGAAAAGGGAGAGUCUGGCCAAUCUGGUGACGCUGGACCUCCAGGUGGAAAAGGACCUAUGGGUGACGAUGGACCCAAAGGAAACCCAGGUCCUGUAGGUUUCCCUGGAGAUCCUGGCCCCCCUGGAGAGAUGGGACCUAGAGGACAAGAUGGCGCAAAGGGUGAAAGAGGAGAAGAUGGAGAACAAGGAGAGGCGGGAUCUCCUGGUCCAACUGGUGAGAAUGGACCCCCUGGACCUCUUGGCAAGAGAGGCCCUGCUGGUCCACCUGGUCCUGAAGGACGUGGAGGGGAAAAAGGAGCUAAGGGAGAGAAUGGAGCUUUGGGACCUCAAGGAAAGACAGGAGCUGUUGGACCUCAGGGAACUGCAGGAAAACAAGGUCCUGAAGGACUGAGAGGCUUGCCUGGUUCUGUGGGUGAACAAGGCCGUCCUGGUGCAACAGGUCAAGCCGGACCACCAGGUCCAGUGGGACCUUCUGGGUUGCCAGGCUUGAAGGGGGAUGGUGGAGCUAAAGGAGAGAAGGGUCACCCUGGACUUAUCGGUCUUAUUGGACCUACUGGAGAGCAAGGAGAUAAAGGAGACAGAGGCCUUCCAGGGCCACAUGGGUCAAAUGGACAGAAAGGAGAGCCUGGUAUUGCUGGUGUCACUGGUCCUAUCGGUCCAGGUGGAUCUGCUGGCUCUCCUGGUUCUCCAGGUCCUAAGGGAGCUAAAGGAGCCACGGGACAAGCUGGACCCAAGGGACAGAAGGGUAUACAAGGUCCUCCUGGAGCUCCGGGCCCACCAGGGGAAGCCAUCCAGCCUUUGCCCUUCCAGAUGCCCAAGAAAAACAAACGUUCCAUUGACGCCAGUCAGUUUAUGGCAGAAGAGCCGGCCGUGGAGUAUACCGAUGGCAUGGAGGAAAUCUAUGGCUCUCUUAAUGCUAUAAAGAAGGACAUUGAGUCAAUCAAGGCACCAAAGGGUACAAAGGAACACCCGGCUAGGACAUGCCAGGACCUUCAACUGUCCAAUCCAGAUCUUCCAGAUGGUGAAUACUGGAUCGAUCCAAACAAGGGCUGCGCACGGGACUCCUUCAAGGUCUUCUGUAACUUCACUGCAGGGGCCGAGUCUUGCAUCUUCCCCAGCAAGCGCAUCGAGAAGGUGAAGAUGUCUCCCUGGAGCUCUGAGAAGAAAGAGACUUGGUACAGCAAAUUCAGGAGUGGUAGUAGGUUCUCUUAUGUGGACCUAGACGAUAACCCCAUUGGAGUUGUCCAAUUAACCUUCCUUCGCCUGCUAAGUGUGGGUGCUCGUCAGAACUUCACUUAUCACUGCCAUCGCUCUGCUGCCUGGCACCUGGCCUCGGGUGACACCUAUCAAAAGGCAUUGCACUUCAUGGGCUCCAAUGAUGAGGAUCUCUCCUUCCACACAAGUCCAUACAUCAAGGCCCUCAGAGAUGGCUGUGCGGCAAGGAAGGGCACAGACAAGACAGUAUUAGAGGUUCACACCCCUCUUGUGGAUCAGCUUCCUUUGAGAGACGUUAUGUUCAUGGACUUUGGAGAACCCAACCAGAAAUUUGGCUUUGAAGUGGGACCUGUAUGUUUUCUGGGCUGAGGCAAAACAGAACUAGAGACAUCCCCCCUACCUAUUUGUAUCCCUUUCUGAAAAUAAAGAAAAGGAGAAGCCCCCUCCCAUUUAUUUCUGUACACCAGUAUUGAAGAAGCUCAGCUGAGGAGCAGAAAUAAAGCCCCUCCAACAAGGUGGAUCAAGAGACCAAAAGAACCUGGUUCAACAUGUGACAAUGACAUAAAGCUGGGUGGAUCUUCUGAUGACCAAAGAAAGAGUUUAUCAUAGACUUUUUAGCUAGAAUUAUUUGAGGCUUUUUUUUUUAAAUAAAAGGUAAAAAAAACACCAUUCCCGUGCAGAAAACAUAUAAAAUGGUGUUAAUGUCCUACCAAAAUCUACAUAGAGGAUAUUGUGAGCCACUUCUUUCACCCAUACAGAGCUGUCUCUCUCUUUACAUUUUCUUUAAAGCUCUUACG
Molecule: messenger RNA, 5966 nt
Organism: Nanorana parkeri
Lineage: Eukaryota; Metazoa; Chordata; Amphibia; Anura; Dicroglossidae
Gene: COL11A2
Product: collagen type XI alpha 2 chain
Exons: 66
Coding region: 130-5538 (1802 amino acids)
Molecular function (GO): extracellular matrix structural constituent
Source: RefSeq, a predicted model, not a curated record